GGAGGGAGGCGGUGCUCAGAGGCGCACACUCAAACAGGGCCCCCGCUGGUUCAAGCGAGGAUAGGGACCGUCCUGAGCUGAACUCAACGUUACAAAUAGAAGCUGCGGCAUUCCAAGUGGAGCAGAGUGGAGGUGCGCCGCGCCGGUGAUAAUAUUAAGUAACAGCGCCGAGUGGGUCCGCGGCAUUAGAACCAGAGAGGGAGGCGGAGAGACGCGCUUCUCGGUGAACCGGACGAAAACACGCUCGGACGGAGACGCGGACGGAAAGCAUGCGCACCGGCGGAGACGAGUGAUCAGUCUAUACGAAGGUGGCAGUGUUGCUUCGUUCUCAAUCCCCAGCGAUCUCCAGUGAGCGUGCAGCUCCCCGCAGUGGUUCUCUCUGCUCAUCAGUUAGUUAUGUUUGAGGAAGACUCCCAGGAGAUGAGGGGACAGCAGGACGUGGCUGCGCUCCACAACAUGGAGUCACCUGUUGCAGCGGCUUCGAGUGGAGGAGGAGGAGGAACAGGAGGAGGAGGAGGAGGAGGAGCGCCUUUGUCCUUCACAGACGAAGCCGUGUCCAUCCUGACCUCCAGCGGCCUGUUGGCGCGCUCCCUGCUGGGUCGCAGCACGGCCAUCAAACGCAAAGAGAGUCCGUCGUCCAGCAUCCGACGCAAGCGCGAGUUCAUCCCCGUCGACAAGAAGGACGAAGGCUACUGGGACAAGAGGAGGAAGAACAACGAGGCGGCCAAGCGCUCGCGGGAGAAGCGCCGCGUCAACGACAUGGUCCUGGAGAGCCGCGUGCUGGCCCUGCUGGAGGAAAACGCCCGCCUCCGGGCCGAGCUCCUGGCCCUGAAGUUCCGCUUCGGCCUCGUCAAAGACCCCUCCAACGCCCCGAUCCUGCCUCUCACCACGGAUCCGCACCACGCCCCUCAACCCAUGACUCCUCACUAUUAUCUCCACAGGGGAGACGGAGGCGCCUCGGCACCACACCCCCACCACAACCACGCGGGCCCGCUGAACGUCAGAGGCACCAGGGACGCCGGGAACAUGUCAGAGGACUCCGGGUUCUCCACGCCGGGUGGGUCCAGCGUGGGCAGCCCAGUCUUCUUCGAAGACCGGCUCAGCGACCACGGGAAACUGUCGCCCCACAGGGCGGAGGAGCUGGGCUACGACCUCCACCACUCGCCCGCCGACGUCCACCACGCGUCGGGGCUCAGCGCCGAGAAGCUGGACCAGGCGGAGACCUUGAAGAACCUUCCCCACAAGCUGCGCUUCAAGAUGCCGGGGAGCGGCGACGGGGGGGACGACCACAGACGCAGCCCCGCCCACCCCGCCGCGGGACGGGAGGGCCCGAAGGACGCCGGCAAAGGAGCGGGGCGGGCGAAACGGGAGGCGUUCACGCCGGCUCCUGGCUCCAGCACGCGGAGGGGGAGGAAGGCAGCAGGAGAGGGAGGCAGUCGCCUCAGUACAACGCUCCGAGCGGCGCCGGCGGCUACGGCGUCCAGGCUCCGCCCACGCAAGGGCAAACGGAGGUACGGCAUGAGAACACUUUCCUGAAGUCGCAGCUCUGCUCUCUCACGGAGGAGGUGGCGCAGCUCAAGAAGCUUUUCACAGAGCAGCUCAUGUCCAAAAUGAACUGAGGAGCUGGAAGCGAGGCGCCGCCUGGACGUUUAAGGACAAACUCUUAGCGUUAAGAGAACCGAGGAAUCGCGCACAAGCGCGGGAACGUGCGCAAUGGACAUUCAACUGUUGUUUCUAUCUCUUACAUUGUAUUAUAUUGUAAUAAAUGUCUUUAAAUGCUUAUAAUCUACUGUCUAACAACUACUUGAUCAACACUGCUCAGGCUGGGAGUCUUAUCUGUAAUAAUAGUUUCUUUAUUCCCGUACACUGUGACGACUAAAAAACCGCACACACCUGCUCACAUCACAUCACAUCACAUCACACCACGGAGACACAACAGGUCCCGGCGUUAAAUUCAGCCGGACGUCGGUUUAAUUAGAGGAGGUUUGACUUACACCCGCAAACAGAGGCCCAGGUAUCAGCUCUCUAAAGGCCACAACAAACAUGUUUUAUGUGUCACUCGACUCGUGUCCCAGAAAGAAAAAAAAAAAAAAACACUGUAACAUGCACUGUGCUUUUCUUUGUCGUCUCGCCCGGUUUGAGUGUAUUUUAUCACUUACCUGUCGUCUGUACUGAGGUGGUGAAUUUAAUGUCUGCUGUCUGUCCGUGCGUUUUCAUAUUAAAAAUAAAUCUUGGCUCAGCAACGUG
Messenger RNA from Mugil cephalus (flathead mullet), 2247 nucleotides. It is a transcript of the gene nfil3-6, whose product is annotated as nuclear factor, interleukin 3 regulated, member 6. Gene Ontology annotation, biological process: regulation of DNA-templated transcription; circadian rhythm. Gene Ontology annotation, cellular component: nucleus. The record is from RefSeq and is a predicted model, not a curated record. Gene Ontology annotation, molecular function: DNA binding; DNA-binding transcription factor activity. Bases 397 to 1536 code for a protein of 379 amino acids. NCBI's taxonomy places the organism in Eukaryota, Metazoa, Chordata, Actinopteri, Mugiliformes, Mugilidae. The transcript has 2 exons.